This is a messenger RNA of Lachancea sp. 'fantastica', 1023 nucleotides long. Lineage: Eukaryota; Fungi; Ascomycota; Saccharomycetes; Saccharomycetales; Saccharomycetaceae. The record is from the annotation of a GenBank genome assembly.
AUGACCAUCCUGAAAAAACGACGGCUGGAUUCGGACGAGAAUGAAGUCAAUAAAUUGAUUAAAUGUUCUAUCACAACACCGAAGCCCAUGCAAGAACGUAAGUUUACCAAUUUUGUCAACGAAGCCCCACACGAGCUGAUAUGUGCGAUACUUAUUUUGCUGGAUCGGAAGGACACUAUAGCACUCGCUUCUACGAGCAAAACUAUGAGGAAUAGGCUUCGGCCGUACGUUUUUGACCAAAUAAAGUGCUCGUGGCACGAUCUGACAAACUAUUGGAACUUUUCAGAUAAUUUGCAGGCUCCUAUAAAAUGUCCCGCAUUAGUGGAAACAAUGCGUAUUUCGCUUUCGUGUUCCAAAAAUGAAUGGGCCUUCCCCUUUCAUGUCCUGUUUGACCAUAAUUCACCCUUGACUAAUCUCAAAAGCCUGGUGCUUCCAACUUCAGGGUCAACGAAUUUUUUCAAAUACUGCCAAGAAGCACCUCGCUUGCUUAAAUUGCGUAUCACCGCAGAUCGGAACAAUUCCGAGUUUUCCCUCGAACAUAUUCGAAAUUUCCCUGAGCUGCAAGAGCUCGCUUUAAGCAAUUUCCAUAUUGAGGACCACGAAGACGCAGAAUUUGAUACAUGUCCCAGGCUAAAAAACAUUGCAUUAACCAAUUGCACAUGGAGUUAUCCAUUCAAUAUUGAAAAUCUGGGCAAAGAUAAAAUAACCACUCUCCAUCUAAUAUAUUCCAAUAGCUUUAUCAUGAGCGAGCGCUUUAGAUAUUUUCUCUCAUGCCCGGGCUUCACCAAUUUGGAGGAGCUAUCGGUGGUCAACUACGAAAAUAACUUAAGGCUCACAAUAUCAGUGCAAAUAAUGGCCCUGAUAAAGGCAAUCCCCACAUUAAAAAAGCUAAAACUGACAGGCAACAUUAGCGACGAGGCCCUUCUCCGCCCGACAGAAUCGAGGGAUCCUAGCCACACCAACGUCGUGGCGGUUCAAGAUGUUAAGAUUUUCUACUCUAGUUUUUUGCGAGAGAUAGGCUAA